Molecule: messenger RNA, 3965 nt
Organism: Lates calcarifer (barramundi perch)
Lineage: Eukaryota; Metazoa; Chordata; Actinopteri; Centropomidae
Product: interferon-induced very large GTPase 1
Exons: 10
Coding region: 174-3821 (1215 amino acids)
Molecular function (GO): GTP binding
Source: RefSeq, a predicted model, not a curated record
GCGUGCAGAUAUUCUCUGUCCCUUACACCAUUCACAUCACAUUAGAUUUGUAAAGAGCAGAUGGGAGGGGUUUGUGAGCGGCUGACCUAGAAUCAUAUCAGAGAAUCCCCUGAUCUGUCCAUAGGCAGACAGAGCUCAGAAAACACAAAAUAAAGAGAUGUGGAGCAGAUGAGAUGGAGGUGGAGGGCCAAGGAAACAUAGCAGGAGGAGGAGGAGAAGAGUCUGAAGUCCAAUCAGUAAUAUCAUCUGUGACAGAUGAUAAAGUGGAUGAGCUGGAGGACAGUGCAGCUAAAACCAAGUGUGAUUCAGUGAAUGAACAUGGUGAAGAUGAACACCCAGAGCAGAAUGAUACAAGCACAGUAGGAGACUCUGAAAUCAAGCCUGUGCCACCUGCAACAAGUGAAAAAGACUUUGACCCUUCAACAGGAGAGGCUGAUGAAGUCAAAGACACUGAAAGCAUCACCAAUGUCAGUGACCAGUCUGAAGAGGAGAGUGAAACACUGAAGGACACAAGUCCAUCAUCUCAGAGUGUUUCUACAGAUCUUAAAGAAUUGGUGCCUGAACUCACACUUGUGUUAAUUGGUGACACAAAUUCAAUUGAGAUUGGAUCAAAAAACAUCUUACUUGACCAUGAUGAUCAAAAACACGUGGAACAGUUUUCAUCCAAACUGUAUGAUUUGUGUGGUCGGCACAUCUCUGUCAUUAACAUGCUUGGUCGACAAAACACUGACAAACUCCCUUUAAAUCAGGGAGUUCAUGCCUUUAUCUUACUGUUACCAAAUGGUCUGCAUGACAGCCAUUACAGUUCAGGAGUGCAGUGGUUAGAAAAAACUUUUGGGAGAAGAUCACUUGAUUAUUUAAUGACAGUUGUGACUCAUGAUUCAGAUGAAGGAUGUGACAGUGCACUGACAGACCUGAAAGCCAACAGCAGCUUUACUGAAAAAAGAUUCCACACAUGUACAAAAAGUAUUACGGAUGAAAAUGAAAUAAUAGCUCUGUUGGGAAAACUAGAUGCCAUGGUCUCUGAAAAUGAUCCACACUGCUACAGUGGACUGAUGUGUGAUGAAAAUAAAGGGCAGACAGAAGACCUGGACCACAAAUCAAACAAAGAAGAAAAGACUGAUUCCUCAGUGCUUCAGCAAAAUCAGACAGAUGAUCUGGGGAAGAGUCCGUCUAAAAUGAAACUGAAGUGUGAUCCAGUGAAUGAACCUGUUGAUGCUGUGUACUCAACAAAUGAUGACAGCACAACAGUUAAAGGUACAGCAGAUGUGGUUACACAUGGAAACAAGGAUCAGGCUGAAAAAUCACCAAAUUCUGAGAAGAUUACUGAAGAUAUCAACAGGAAUAAACAAUGGAAAGAAGAGACUGAAACACUGCUCAGCAGACUUCACCUUCAAGACAAACAUCAACAGAAGUUGACAUCGGGAGAUUUUCUUAAAAUAUGUCCAUUUGUGAAACAGGACCAUGUCACUUCUGAAGAACAUCUAGUAAAUACCUUUCUUCAUAGGCUGAUGAUGUUAGACUACAGAGCCAGAUAUAUUCCUGUAAAACAAGACAGUCCUGAGGUAACCCAUUCAAAACCCGUUCCAGUGUUUUAUGGCGCUGACACAGAAGACACUGACUUAGAUUUUUUUUUGAGCACCAGUGAAGAUGCUGAUCAGACAAAACAGACUCAUGUGCAUCCAAUGGACGUUCAGAUGGCAGUAUUUCACUGCUCAGACAGCUUCCUGAAGCAGAACAUGAUGACAAAGCUAUCACAGUGUCAGUAUGCUUUACCUUUGCUUGUUCCUGACCCAGUCACUCUGGAUGUUGAGUGUCCUCUGUGGACAUUCAGACAAGUAAGAAAAAGCUGGAAGAUACCUCAAAUCAAAGAUAAUUCAGACAUUGUCACCAUGAAAAAUAUGCCUAUUUGCAAGGCUGAGACACCCAUGGUGUCAUUUUUCCGCCUGGGUUCACCAUCAGUGUCUAAAUCUCAGCUGAUGAACACUUUGAUCAAUGACCGUCACAGCACCUUCUUCCACAGAAACUGCCCAGGUAGCACCAAGUCUCGCCAUUUGAUGGAUGGUGUGGCAGAGAUUGCCUGGUACUGUCCUGCUGGAAAACCCAAUGAUGCCUUCACUGACUGCAUCGCCUUCUGUAAUCUUCACGGUGAUGCUCUGUUGACUGAAAAACAGCGUGACAUACUGAUCGAAAAAUCUUCAAUCAAUGUUGUUCUUGUCCCAACUCUGGAGAAAGGUGACAAAAGCUGGCCAAUAAUAGAAGCUCUUUAUAAAUCUCAAAAACCUCUCAUUAUUCUCAUUACUGAUAAUAACUGUGGUAAAGAUCAGAAUAAACAUGGAAAAUACAAAAUGGGUCUAAAAGACAGAAGCCAGUCAGAUGUUUCUGAGGAACUGAAAAGAAUCAUUGGACAGAUUUUGUCUGGACCGCACACAUCCUUCCAGCUUGAAACCAUGGCUGAGGUCUCUGGAAUCAGAGUGGAUGAAGAUGACUCGGCCUGCCAAAAAGGGAAAGAGGCUGCAAUGAAAAUAGUGAAUUUGCUUCAAAAAAUGGACGUUUCAAAGAUCAAAGAUAAAUUCCUCCCUUGUCAAGGUCAACUGUGGCAUGAGUGGUGCAGGACAAACAAACAACUGUAUCACCUCAAAGGACACAUUGAGAAGGAGAAAAGUAAAAAGCAACAGGAACUGAAGAAAAUACGACAAGAUCAAUGCACUGCUUCCUGUAGUGAACUGAUGAAGUUGUUCAUUGAAAGCCUCUCAUCUUUGCCAUCAACAGAAAAAGAGCAUUUCCUGAGAUGGACUCAGAUCUUAGUAGAUGCCCUCUCCACAGACGAUCUUUCUUUAAUUCUGCAAAACUACGAUGAAAACUGGUCUGAGGUCUUGGCUCUGAAGAAGAAACAUGACAAAUCUGAUCAGUUAAAACGCAAACAAACUGAACUUGAAGAAAUCUCAACAAAACUGCAGUCAGCCACUUUUGGCUUAGAGCACAUCUUUAGAGAAAUGGGACAAAUCUAUGAAGCCCAUAAAUCUCUGCAGAAACAAACAAACAUUGAACAGACUGACUGGUCUAAAUACCCUGAGCUGGCUGCAGAGCUGAUGAUAUCAGGACACCCGAUGGAGCUGAUGGAUGGUGAUGCAGGUCAUGUGCCUUUAACAUGGAUCUCUGGUCUUUUAGAUGAAGUCAUCAGGAAACUGGGUGAUCAGAGAGUUUUUGUGUUGUCAGUUUUGGGCGUACAAAGCAGUGGAAAAUCAACGAUGCUGAAUGCCAUGUUUGGGUUACAGUUUGCAGUGAGUGCUGGCAGGUGCACCAGGGGUGCCUUCAUGCAGCUGGUCAAAGUGUCAGAGGACAUGAAGAAAGACUUUCAGUUUGACUAUGUUCUAGUGGUGGACACUGAGGGACUGCGUGCUCUUGAGUUGGCAGGUAACACCACUCUUCACCACGACAAUGAACUGGCAACAUUUGUUGUUGGUCUGGGAAACAUGACAUUGAUCAACAUCUUUGGAGAGAAUCCAGCUGAGAUGCAAGACAUUCUGCAGAUUGUUGUUCAGGCUUUCAUGAGGAUGAAGAAAGUUCAACUUUCUCCAAGUUGUGUGUUUGUUCAUCAGAAUGUCACAGAUAUUGCAGCUGCAGAGAAAAACAUGGAUGGAAAGAGACGCCUGCAAGAAAAACUGGACCAGAUGACUCAACUAGCUGCCAAAGAAGAGGUGUGUGAUGCAGAGUGUUUCAGUGACAUCAUUGCAUUUGAUGUGCAAAAAGAUGUUAAAAUACUUUGCCCAGCUAUGGGAGGGAAGUCCACCUAUGGCUCCACCAAACCCAGGUUAUAGUGAGAGUGUCCAAGAGCUGAAGAACACUAUCCUCUCUAGAGCUUCACAGUCUGCUGGGAUGACUCUGUCACAGUUCAAAAGCAAAAUUCAGGACCUGUGGAACGCCCUGAUGAAUGAACAUUUUGUUUUCAGUUUCAAAAACAC